CGUUGGGGUUGCCAGGAGAAGGGCCGGGCUCACAAAGCCGGGUCCCGCACGGGCUCCUGACCCUCUUCGCAGGUGCCGCCUGGCCCGCCCAGGUUCCGCGGCUCCUCCCCUGCCUUGGAUCUGAGGCCAGGCGCGCGGUGUGGCCUGAAGCCGGCAGCCCUUUCGCGAGCGAGCGCCGAAGGUCAACCAAGCAAUGCCUCAGACAGACAAGCAAAUAUGCAUCCCGCCAGAGCUGCCGGAGUUGCUCAAGCAGUUCACCAAAGAUGCCAUUCGGACCCAACCGCAGGAUCUGAUCCAGUGGGGUGCGGAUUAUUUUGGGGCUAUGUCCCGUGGAGAGAUUCCGCCGGUGAGAGAGCGGUCCGAGCGAGUGGCCUUAUCUAACUGGGCAGAGCUAACACCGGAGCUGUUAAAGAUCCUGCAUUCCCGGGUCGGUGGCAGACUGAUCAUUCACGCAGAAGAGUUGGCCCAGAUGUGGAAGGUGCUGAAUCUCCCAACAGAUCUGUUUAACAGUGUGAUGAACGUGGGGCGCUUCGCGGAGGAGAUCGAGUGGCUCAAGUUUUUAGCCCUCGCUUGCAGCUCUCUUGGAGUUACCAUUGCCAAAACUCUCAAGAUAGUGUGUGAAGUUUUAUCAUCUGACCAUGAUGGCGGACCUCCCCGGAUCCCAUUCAGUACCUUCCAGUUUCUCUACACGUAUAUUGCCGAAGUGGAUGGCGAGAUCUCUGCAUCACAUGUCAGCAGAAUGCUAAACUACAUUGAACAGGAAGUAAUUGGUCCUGAUGGUUUAAUCAAGGUGAAUGACUUUACCCAAAACCCCAGGGUUCGGCUGGAGUAAAAGCACAAUUUUAAGAGACAAUACAGAGAUGAUGGUACUUCAGAAGGACUGAACCCCGCACACCAUCCAAAGGCAAUUUUCUUGUACAACUGGUACACUCUAAUAAACAAUUAGGCAAACAUAAGAAAUCAGAAAUGUGUG
Messenger RNA from Tupaia belangeri chinensis (Chinese tree shrew), 973 nucleotides. RefSeq names its product rhophilin associated tail protein 1 (gene ROPN1). The transcript is spliced from 6 exons. Gene Ontology annotation, cellular component: cytoplasm; motile cilium. Lineage: Eukaryota; Metazoa; Chordata; Mammalia; Scandentia; Tupaiidae. Gene Ontology annotation, biological process: sperm capacitation. The record is from RefSeq and is a predicted model, not a curated record. Bases 194 to 832 code for a protein of 212 amino acids.